CAGCCCACGCCCACUCCGACUUGCUGCACGCUCUACCCCUGAGACGGCCCAGUUCCGCGACGACUGGCUACCGCCGAAACCAGCCCGCCCGCGCCCCACCCCGACUUACCGCGCCCGCCCGCCUGCAGCCUACGACGUCGUUCGCUGCCCCUCCCCUCCACCUCCCAACCCCGCCCCGGGUGGCAGGUUCAGGCCCCGGGUCCGAGCCUGUGCUCCUGCAGCUGCCACCGCCGCCGCCAGAGGUAGUCUCCGUCGGGAAACGUGGUGCAGCCUCUUUGGUGCGAAGGUGCUUUCAAACUUUAGGUUUCUGUUCCUUUCCCCCACGUUUCCGAAGAGCAUAGAGGAAGAUGGAGAGCGAGUCUGGGGCGCAAACAUCAAAUCAGACGCAAACAGAUUCAUUAUCUUCAUCCCCUAAUCCUGUGUCACCUGUGCCUUUGAAUAACCCAACAAGUGCCCCAAGAUAUGGAACAGUGAUUCCUAAUCGCAUCUUUGUAGGAGGAAUUGACUUUAAGACAAAUGAAAAUGAUUUAAGAAAAUUUUUUUCCCAGUAUGGGUCUGUAAAAGAAGUGAAGAUUGUAAAUGACAGAGCUGGAGUGUCUAAAGGGUAUGGUUUCGUCACUUUUGAAACACAAGAAGAUGCACAAAAAAUUUUACAGGAGGCUGAAAAACUUAAUUAUAAGGAUAAGAAACUAAACAUCGGUCCAGCAAUAAGAAAACAACAAGUAGGGAUCCCUCGUUCAAGUAUAAUGCCAGCAGCUGGAACAAUGUAUCUAACAACUUCAACUGGAUAUCCUUACACUUAUCAUAAUGGUGUAGCUUAUUUUCAUAGUCCAGAGGUAACUUCUGUCCCACCACCUUGGCCUUCACGUUCUAUAUCUAGUUCCCCUGUGAUGGUAGCUCAGCCUGUUUAUCAACAAUCUGCAUAUCACUACCAGGCCCCUGCACAGUGUCUACCAGGUCAGUGGCAGUGGGGUAUUCCCCAGUCUACUGCCUCUUCUGCUCCAUUCCUAUACCUACAACCGUCUGAGGUUUUUUAUCAACCAGUGGAAAUUGCACAGGAUGGAGGAUGUGUUCCUCCUCCACUGUCUCUGAUGGAAGCUUCAAUUCCAGAGCCUUAUUCUGAUCAUGGAGUUCAAGCAACAUAUCAUCAGGUUUAUGCACCAAGUGCCAUUGCUAUGCCUGCACCUGUGAUGCAGCCUGAACCAAUUAAAUGUGGAGCAUUCAUUAUUAAGACAAAUGGGCAGCUCUAGCCCAGCUCAACUGAUUUCUUGUUCAAUGAUCCUUGUGUGGCCGACAUCCUGCUUCAACGAACCGGCUAGAAGCUGCCCGUUGUGAAACUUAGGGUUAGUUUAAUACCUCACCAUACUUAUUUAUUUCACUAUAAACUGUCUAAAUUUGAUGAGAUUUUCUUUUUCAGCCUUGCUCUACAAAAUUAUUUAGGUAGAUGUGGCAUGUUGGUUUUUUAAUGUGUUAAUCUAACUGUAGUGAUGUUUUCUACAUGUUUUAUCCAUUCCAUAAAUAAUAACCACAAUGAGAAUAGUGAGUGUCUUUCAUUUUCUCUGCUUUGUGUUAUUCUUCUUAACCUUUAGAGUUAUGUUUGUCAUAAUUGUUGCUAUCUUUUAAUAUUUAAGAGUCAUUUCAAAUUCUAAUAGAAUUUUUAGUACUUUCAUGCUUUUCAGUAUAUAGUUAAUCUUAAUGACUUGGUUCUGCUUUGCUAUUUAUU
Messenger RNA from Phyllostomus discolor (pale spear-nosed bat), 1723 nucleotides. It is a transcript of the gene BOLL, whose product is annotated as boule homolog, RNA binding protein. NCBI's taxonomy places the organism in Eukaryota, Metazoa, Chordata, Mammalia, Chiroptera, Phyllostomidae. The record is from RefSeq and is a predicted model, not a curated record. Gene Ontology annotation, molecular function: RNA binding; protein binding. The transcript has 11 exons.